This is a messenger RNA of Mesorhabditis belari, 855 nucleotides long. The record is from the annotation of a GenBank genome assembly. NCBI's taxonomy places the organism in Eukaryota, Metazoa, Nematoda, Chromadorea, Rhabditida, Rhabditidae.
AUGAAGGUGUUUCUUUUACUCGCAGUGAUUCAAUUGGCUUUGUGUGGAUCGGAUUCGGUCACUUUUCUUGAGCCGGCCACUUUACCUGAAGCAUUCCUCGAGGCGAAUACCAAUGAAAGACUCGCUGCUGCGUGUAUUGACAAACAGCUUGCCCAGUGCCAGUCGAGCUUCAACUGGUAUUUGAACAUCACCGACAAUGCCGAUUGGUCGGACCCCGCGAAGCUCAUUCAUGUGCUUGACACUUUUUAUGACAAGGGAGUCGACGGAGUACUUCAACUGUGCUAUGCUCGUACAAUGUUCCAACAAUGUCUCGGAGAUUCAUACACAGCUUGCCUGCAGCCCACAAAAUUCUUGUCGAACGGAAUCAGCCUCGCCGACGCGUGGACCUACAUUGGAACGAUGAGAGAACUCGAAUUCACGUGCAAUGGAGGAUUUUUGCAAACGAUCUCGCAAUGGAAUUGUCUUCGUGCAAUGAACAAGCUCGGAGAGGAUACCUAUGCACAAUGCAAACAAACAUUCCAAAAUAUCACAACACAGGAUCCAUCAUUGACUUGCCCAGCGUCGGUGGACUUCACCAACUGUGCUCGUGCUCCAUACUAUCUCAAGUGUGGAGCUGAUGCUUCAUGGUGGGAGUGCGAACGAGUGCGGAUCUCGCUGAAUCUCGAUCAAUCUUGUCCGGUGAAUGUCUGCGAGUUUCACCAUUUCUUCGCAUCUUUGACCGACCCCUCAUCCUCCGACAAAAAGCCCAUGACUCACUCGGAGCGACUCGCGCAUACUCAACACAUUUCGAGCGAGAAACUCAACUUUUUGGCGAAACGAGCACGGCAAAUCGAGAAGCGAAUGGGCAAAGAAAAC